UCUGGGAAUAUACUCUGUACUUUCUCCUUUUCUCCAUCUGAAAACGAGGGAAAAGAAAAGAAAAUCACAGGAGAGGAAAGAAAUCAGCUCGUCGAAAGCUUCCGUCCAUGGCGUCUCGCCGGCGAGUCCUCCUGAAGGUCAUAAUUCUCGGCGACAGUGGGGUCGGGAAGACGUCUUUGAUGAAUCAGUUUGUGAAUCGCAAGUUUAGCAAUCAGUAUAAAGCGACGAUUGGAGCCGAUUUCUUGACGAAAGAGGUUCAGAUUGAUGACAGGUUAUUUACUUUGCAGAUAUGGGAUACCGCCGGGCAAGAGAGGUUCCAAAGUUUAGGGGUGGCGUUCUACCGAGGUGCGGAUUGUUGUGUUCUUGUCUAUGAUGUCAAUGUCAUGAAAUCUUUUGAUAACCUUAACAAUUGGAGGGAAGAGUUCUUGAUCCAGGCAAGCCCAUCAGAUCCCGAGAACUUCCCGUUUGUCGUCUUGGGGAAUAAGAUAGACGUCGACGGUGGCAAGAGCCGAGUGGUUUCGGAGAAGAAAGCAAAGGCAUGGUGUGCAUCAAAGGGAAACAUUCCUUACUUCGAGACGUCGGCCAAAGAAGGAUUCAAUGUGGACGCAGCUUUCGAGUGCAUAGCCAAAAAUGCGCUCAAGAAUGAACCCGAAGAAGAAGUGUACCUCCCCGACACCAUUGAUGUUGCCGGUGCUCGGCAACAAAGAUCCACAGGGUGUGAAUGCUGAAAACGAUUGCCAAUGUUUGCUUGUGGAAAUUUUCCAUGCUUUGAAAUUAGUCGUUUUCUGUUCCUUUUUUUUUUUUUUUUUUGACAUGCCGUGUAUACAUAUAACAUAUGCUCCGUUGUUUCAUUUCAGAAUUUGUAUGUUUCACGAUUAAUUUCAUACUUGUCCAUUUUUUUAUUUUGGUUUGA
Molecule: messenger RNA, 913 nt
Organism: Tarenaya hassleriana
Lineage: Eukaryota; Viridiplantae; Streptophyta; Magnoliopsida; Brassicales; Cleomaceae
Product: ras-related protein RABG3d
Exons: 7
Coding region: 108-728 (206 amino acids)
Cellular component (GO): vacuolar membrane
Molecular function (GO): GTPase activity; GTP binding
Source: RefSeq, a predicted model, not a curated record